Messenger RNA from Cuscuta campestris, 1379 nucleotides. The record is from the annotation of a GenBank genome assembly. Lineage: Eukaryota; Viridiplantae; Streptophyta; Magnoliopsida; Solanales; Convolvulaceae.
GAGGAAUUACAAUUCUCCAAUACAAUAGUGUCUAGUGAUUUCCCUCUUUCUCUCUCCCUCCCUCUUAAUUUCUCUAUAAGCAUAAAAUAGUAAGAGAAUGAAAGCCACACUGAAAUACUUGGCCGGAAUAAAUGGGCCAAGCGGGUACGGGUCAAGAACCACCGCCUCCCAAGUCUCUCAAGAUUUCUCAUCUCUUUUCCUCCCUCUUCCUCCUCCACCCCUCACUGCAAUUAUCACCGGAGCGACGUCGGGGAUCGGAGCGGAGACGGCGAGGGCGUUGGCGGAGAGCGGCGUUCGGGUAAUAAUUCCGGCGAGAGACAUGAAGAAGGCGGCGGAGGUGAAGGAGGAAAUAGAGAAGAAGUCUCCCGGAGCGGAUGUAGUCUUAUUAGAGAUUGAUCUCAGCUCUUUAGCUUCUAUUCGGAGGUUUUGUGCUCACUUCUUGUCCUUGGGGAUGCCACUAAACAUACUCAUAAAUAAUGCCGGGAGGUUUUCGCCCAACUUGGAGUUUUCUGAAGAAAAACACGAGCUCACUUUUGCCACUAAUUAUUUGGGUCAUUUUCUAUUGACAGAAAUGCUAUUGGAGAAAAUGAUAAAGAGUGCAGUAGAAAGUGGGAUUGAAGGAAGAAUUAUAAAUGUCACUUCUGUGGCACACAAUUGGGUUCAACCUCACCAUUUUUGCUUCUCCCAACUCCUAAACCCUAAAGAGGGGAGAACAGCCACUGGAGGCCGGAAUCCUCCCAUCACUACGGGGGAAGCUGAGGCCCUCAUCCAGAGGGUUGGGAUCACAGCCGAGCAAUUCAAGGAGGUCUUGGCUGCACUCACACCCAAUCGCGAGAUUGUGGUAGAAGAUGUAGUUGGGGGACCCACAGGCGGGAAGGCCGGACCUGCGGGCUCCCAAGGGAAAAAGAAGAAAGUGAGGCGGUCCAAGAAGAAGAAGGCGACCAAGCCCAAUGGGAAGGCGGUGAUGGCGGACGCGCUUUCCAGGCUGGACGAAGAGGACGAGUCGUCCUCCUUCGAGCGGAUGUCAGCUUUUGACCGUUUGGGGGAUCCCAAACCAAAGAAACUUCGGACCUCUGCGUUCGAACGGUUGCAAGACACUCGGUCGGCCCGAAAGGGCGACUUGAGGGACACGCUCAAGGAAAAAAGAGGGGAAUCCACAGCGACUUCCAAGAUUGGUCCUGAGGAGCGACGGACGGUGGUCGGGGACAAGGGCGCGGCCGAGCUGUGGAAAAUGUACGAACAACUGGAGAAGCGGCUGGAUGCCCAGAACCCCUAUCGCUAGGCGGUCUUCAGUGAGGUAACGCCCUUCUCUAGGAGGAUAAUGUCUUGUCCUCUCCCGGAUAAUUUCAAAACUCCCCAAAUCAAGGCGUACAACGGGA